Didymodactylos carnosus is the source of this 666-nucleotide messenger RNA. Lineage: Eukaryota; Metazoa; Rotifera; Eurotatoria; Philodinida; Philodinidae. The record is from the annotation of a GenBank genome assembly.
AUGAGACCUGAUUCUGGCUCAAGAGCUCCUGAAGCCUAUUUUCUCGUCAAGGUACAUAAGAGUAACCAGCCUGUUCGUCCAAUUAUAUCGAGUUAUGAUGCAUACAAUUAUAAAACGGCGAAAUUUCUUGCUAAUUUAUUAUCAGCAGCAAUGAAAGAGGGAUCGUCAUACAUUAAAGAUCCAUUCGACUUUGUUGAUAAAAUUCAUUCGAAUAAAGACUCAACUGGUCUGAUGUUCUCAUUAGAUAUUUCUUCUCUAUUUACAAAUGUACCGUUGGAAAAGUCUGUUGAUAUAGCUACGAGAAAGAUCAGACAGUAUCAUCUCGAUUGGAAAAUUGUUGAUAAUAAUUUAACGGAAUUAUUUUACAUAUGCACAAAAAGAACUAAUUUUGCAUUUGACGGUAAAAAUUAUGAUCAGAUUAAUGGGAUCUCAAUGGGUAGCCCUUUGGCUCCCAUUUUGGCCAAUUUGUUUAUGAAUGAAAUAGAGAAAGAAAUUGAUAAGUAUACGGGUAAAAAACCUGAAAUUUACCUACGUUAUGUUGACGAUAUCUUUUCUAUUAUUCAUGGCACUCAAAAAGAUAUUGCCAAGUUUGUAAAAUUUAUGAAUAAAUUAGAUCCAUCUAUUAAAUUUAUAGUUGAAGUUCAAAAUAACAAUAAACUACCGUAA